AUGGCUCCUGAGCCGAUCGUGUACGGACGGCGGAGACUCGAAGCUGAUGCAGAACUCUCGUCCGAACAUAGCUCGUCACCGUCGUUCCAAAUUGUGUCACCGCCAUUUGCGCAGCUCGGUAAAGACACUGGCGGUGGGGGCGACUCCAGCUACGACACAAGCGUAGCGUCAGUGCCGCCGCCAAAAGGCGCAAUUCAAGAUCAGCUUGAAACGGACGUCGAAUCAGACAUGGAAGAGCCUGUAUGGCCGUCCUUCGUCGCGCGCAUGCAAAAGAAGAAAACGCCCUCCAAUACUGACGCAUUGUUCUUAUCCGACGAUGAGCCCCAGUACGAGGCCGCUUCUCGAUCAACGACAAUACAGCCUAACGGGAUGCAGGGUAAGCUGAUGCCGCUGCCCGUAUCGCCUCGUGCAGAAGCCCGCACGGCUCGAAUGGGAAAACUUCGUGGCCUUGCGCAACAGCGUGCAGCCCAUCAUGCUCAACUUUCAGAGCAAGAGCCUCCAGAACAUGUACAUAUGCAGGCAUCCACGUCGAACGCGACUAAUUCCCCAUCAAACAGGCCGUCACGACCUCCGACGGUGCUCUCCCAUCAGCGGCUGUAUACCGAAAACCCUUCUAUGCCACUCGAUGCAGGAAUCCACAGCGAUGUAUCCGAUGACGAACUAGAUGAAGAAAUUCGAGUGCCGGCGCCAUCAAAAGGUCCCCGCGGGCUCUCGCGUAAAGAUCAGCGUGAAAUGCACAGCAUGUCAGCCAAGUUACGGCGUGAAAACCGCACGCGACUCGUGCGGCCAGAGCCCAAGCGGUAUCAGCUUUCCGAGCUUCUCAGUACUAUCGAGCAUACAGCAUCACCAACUAGUAUUCAUGCGAUGAACAGCUCUGACCCGGUCGAGUCUUCUUCAACGCCAGAUGCACGGCAUGCGCUCGUCCCGCCGCAGCCAUCCACGUCGCCGUCCGAUGCACACGCUCGUACAAAGAAGAAGUGGGAGUGGAUUCAGCGACAGAAAAAGGGAUCUGUUAAUGAUGGCACACGUGAGGAUGCUAGCGGCAGCGAUAGCGAUCUUGAAGUCAUCGCACUAGGCCCACACCCUCCGCGUCCCGUCCCUUUUUCUAUGUCGUCACCGCGUGAUCGGCAACGAGAUGCGGCUGAUCACGCACUUGCACAUCUUGCCGUGUAUCCACGUACACCGCGCCGGCAGCGCAUCUCCACGAACGAGUAUCGCUCACCGAAUGCAGGUGAACCACAUACCAGUCCUGUUCCCGAUCGUCAGUUAGACGCUAUGGCCCACACAUUCGGAUUUGCUGCGAACCAACAAGCAGGCACAUUGCCCGCUCAUACCGCUGCAACGCUACACCAUUCUCAUCCCCAUCAGUCACGUCCAUUUCCUUCCGGAUUGGGUCUUGAUGAAUUGAAUGCUACCGUACUCCAAAAGGUUUAUGCGCAGAAUGCUGAACUAACGGCGAAGAAAGAUCCGCAUCUCAAGUCAGAUGAACAAGGUACGGUUCCUGCAUCGUUGCAGACUCCAGCACCAGCCCAAGCACAGGUGCAGUCAACUUUGUCACCAACGCCGACGCCACCUGUUUCACCGCCCGCCGCGGCACUAGAUGACAGGUCGCUAUUUCCCUCGCCGUCACCUUCUCCGCCACAUUUGCCGCCAUCGCCACCUCUUGCUCGUCCAGAGAGCCGGGCAUCGGUUCAAAGCGACGACAACUCAGAAAAGGAGAAUGUCCCACCACCUGCCAUGCGCAAGCCUUCUUCACAAUCAAGGACCCUGUCUCAACAUGCUCCUCUAACUGAGCUGCCUGUCUCAGAUUUGGGCGACUAUUUCGUACCGACGCAAGUUCCCGCACAAGGCUCAAUUCCACGCACGGAGUCGAAUAGUUCCGUACUCGCACAGUUCUUCGAGCGAGGCACGCAGGAACCACAGCAAAGUGGAUCAUUGGACAUUUUUGCAAAUGAUCGGCGCUCUGGACCUGUAGGAGGCAUGACACAAUUCUUCGAAGCGACACCUGCCGGCUCUAGCAUGUCACGCAGUCAAGAAGCAAUGCCGCCGCCAUCUCGCACAUAUAGCGGCGCAGAUGCAGACGCCUUUGACGCACUACGUCGGGCUGAACGAGCAGCUGCCGCUGCUCCCCAGUCACCCGACAUGUUUCCUUCUCUCGAUCCAUCUCUUGCUGAGCAUGGCGAGGAAGUAUGGCGCGAGGCUCAACGAGCUCAAAAAGCACGUCACAACGAAGUAUUGUACCUGAACGAAGACGGUUUUUUUACUCAGACCAAACCAACAGACGAAACGCCGUCCUUAUUUGUGCACGACCAUUCCGGUGGAUCAGAGAGCGACAAUCACGAGGACAAUGACAAAGACCUUGUGCGCAAGCCUGCAAAGUCUCCUUUGUCUCAACAUAGACGACGGCCUCAGUCUGCGUUCGUGUUUGGCGAGGCAGAAGAAUCGGAUGAAGACGAAGAUGAGGCUCGAGGCGAGCAUGGCGGUCUCGCUGGUAUAUUCAGUGAUGAAGAAUCGCUGAGCAAUGGGCGUGACGGCACCAAACGUGGCGGAAAUGAUGACGACGGGGAUGACGACUCUGACGCCGAUGCAGAUUUGUCUAGUUUGCUGGAUGACGAGAGUGACCAGGAUGUUGAUAUGAAAGACGAUGCCGUGCACCAGAAGUACUUGCAAGAUCGACAGAAUGACGACGCGGCGCUCCAGGCGAUGCAUGAGCGUGCAACAAAGGGCUUGUUCCGGCAUCGACGGCGAGGUCGGAACGAUGAUGAUCGACUCGCGGAUUUACUGGACGAAGAUGCAGAUGAGGACGAACUUCGUCGUCGCUUACAGGCGCCACGUUUCUCCAAGAGAAAGCGUCGAUGCAUUGAGGGGGAUGGCAUGGAUGCCCUUGCUGUUCGUGAUGAUGCUCAAGCCUUUGUGAAAACGUAUGCCGAAACGCACACGGCGGGUGAUGAUCAUGCCAAGUACGACUUCCUUGAUGCAGGCGAUGUGAGCUCCGAUGAAGAGCGUGUCACUGCACAUGACGUGCGUAUUCAGCUCCUGGCCCAACGUGCGAAAGAUCGCGAACAGGUCAUUAAUAACGAGAUGAGGACACGUCCAAUGCGAGAUGAUGAAGCGAUCGACAAGCUAGAUCAUACCCAGCACAACAUGCCUAUCAGGCUCAAGUCUCGAAGCAGUGAGCUCAAGCCGGCAGCGGGAGCAGGAGCGACGCCGGGGUCUGACGAUGAUGGUGAUGUCCGUGUGUUAUUCAAGUCUGGCAAAGUCGAUGAAGCGGCCUUGCCACGCGCAGUACAGGAGAAGCGCGCCCAACUUCUUGAAGAGUACAGUCACGAGCCACAAUGGCAUGAUGUGCGUGGCGGGCGGGGUCAGUUAGAUCGUCGCCGCACAAGACAAGCCAAACGCCCGCAUAGCGACCCUCUUGCACACCGCGCGUGGCAAGCCACCCCAUCUGCUCCAUCUGUGCUGAAGCAACAUAUUCUACGCCGCGAAGCACGCUUCCCCUAA
Molecule: messenger RNA, 3501 nt
Organism: Malassezia globosa CBS 7966
Lineage: Eukaryota; Fungi; Basidiomycota; Malasseziomycetes; Malasseziales; Malasseziaceae
Exons: 1
Coding region: 1-3501 (1166 amino acids)
Source: RefSeq, a predicted model, not a curated record